AUGCAUUUCAAGGAACGAUUCUUGAGACAGGCUGAAGUCCUGCAAGAUCUGUAUGGCGUUGUCUGGUUCCGAAAUUUUGCAGUCAAGACAAAAGCGUAUGCUGCUAUUGCAAGCACCGAUACUACUGCUAAGGACAAGUUCAAGGAUGAUAUCUUUGAAGCCGUUCUUGCAACAGGAUUCCUGUGCAACUGUGAUCGAACGAGAACAGCGCCUCUGAUGCUGGAUCUUCAGACGAACUACUGCAGGGAAGUGGAUUAUUAUCCAAAGACGGUCAGCAAAGCACAAGAAGAUAUGUUGAAGAUUCACAUGGAUGUGAUUCAAAAUCCGGGAGUGAACCUUUACCAAGGAAAAGACCACCCUAAUAAAGGUAAAGGCAAAGGUAAACCGAAGGACAAUAAGAAAAAGGCGGCAUGUUAUGUAUGUGGCAAAGAGGAUCAUAUGUCUCCGAAAUGUCCAGACAGACUGCUACCAGAGAGUCAAUGGAAACAUCCGAAACACUAUGUUGAUUACGGGAAGAAGCUCAAUCUUAAUCAGAUUGGAGCAACUGUCCCAACUACAGCUACAGUUCCUGGACCUUCUCCAGCGACAAGUGUAAUCACGGGUGGAACAUUGAGUGUUGCGGGAAGUGUUAACACACCUUUGCGACUUGCUGGUACUACAGGUAAUCAAAUGAUACAAGUUCCUACAGGUAAUCAAAUGAUGCAAGUUCCUUCGGGAAUGCAGCUCAUGCAGAUUCCAACUCAAGGUGGCGGCA
Molecule: messenger RNA, 754 nt
Organism: Cylindrotheca closterium
Lineage: Eukaryota; Bacillariophyta; Bacillariophyceae; Bacillariales; Bacillariaceae
Source: the annotation of a GenBank genome assembly